Molecule: messenger RNA, 819 nt
Organism: Symsagittifera roscoffensis
Lineage: Eukaryota; Metazoa; Xenacoelomorpha; Acoela; Convolutidae
Exons: 5
Coding region: 1-819 (272 amino acids)
Source: RefSeq, a predicted model, not a curated record
AUGUCUCAGCGGGAGGAGGAGAUAACGAACAUGAAGCAGAUGAUAGAAGAGGCACAAGAGAGAGCGGAGGAAUACCAGGCCGAAUUGGAGGAAGGCCGAGAGGCGGACAGGUUGGAGGACGAGUUGAUUGAGGUGAGACGACAAAAUAGAGCGAGUCGUGACGUCAUCAAGGACAUGGAGGCCAAGUACAGGGAGAUGAUUGACAAGUGGAAACACAACGAGAACGUAUACAGGACAGUGUCACACAACUUCAAGUUCGACUUCUUGCCCCGUCUGGCGGCGGAGAGAGACGAGUUGAAACAGAAGAUAGACAGAUUUAAGGGGGAGGAGGAGGAGGUGGGAGGGGAGAUUGAGGCGAUCAGUGGGGACAUUGUGAGGAUAGAACAGAACAACAAGGAGUUGCGGCUGAAGGUGGAGGAAUUGACGUUCGAGCAGCGGCUCCUCAAAAACCAGAUCUCGAAGCAGGACGACACUCUGGGUGGUAAGCAGAGGGAGUUGAGUAGAUACCAGACGCAGAUCAGGAGUGGAGGGGAGGACCAGCAGCAGAUCAACAAACAGAUCAAACUGCUCCAGACCACCAAGGACAGAGUGGAGAAGAAACUCAAGUGGGGAGUGAACGACCUCAAGGAAGCGAAAAAUGCAUUUUCAGUGGCAAAAGCCAGACUAGUGGAGUGCUAUGCACAAGUCACUGAGAAGGUGGACCGAAUCCGAAACUUCCAGAAGGACCUCAUGUCUUGUGUGCUUGAAGAUAACUUCGACAUCUUCAUCGACAAAUUCACUAACCUCAUCAACUCAUAUGCUCAUAUUACUUAUAAAUAA